AUAGAGACACUUCCUGUGGCAAAGAAAAGAGGUAGUGAGCUGGUGUUUCAGGAUGUGAGGGCCCGCAGGAGCGGAGCCGGGCUCUCUCUGCUGCCUGCCCGCCACCCUACAAGCUCUGGCUGGUGCUGCCCACGGUCCCCAUGGUGGGCACCCCCCGUGGCGGGGACCGGUGAACAGCUGCGGCAUGCCAGGGAAGCCCAAGCACCUGGGCGUCCCCAACGGGCGCAUGGUUCUGGCUGUCUCAGAUGGAGAGCUGAGCAGCACGGCAGGGCCCAAGGGCCAGGGCGAGGGCCGAGGCAGCUCCCUCAGCAUCCACAGCCUCCCCACUGGCCCCAGCAGUCCCUUCCCCACCGAGGAGCAGCCUGUGGCCAGCUGGGGCCUGUCCUUUGAGCGGCUGCUGCAGGACCCACUGGGCCUGGCUUACUUCACUGAGUUCCUGAAGAAGGAGUUCAGUGCCGAGAACGUGACUUUCUGGAAGGCUUGCCAGCGCUUCCAGCAGAUCCCUGCCAGUGACACCCAACAGCUAGCCCAAGAGGCCCGCAACAUCUAUCAGGAGUUCCUGUCCAGCCAGGCACUGAGCCCGGUGAACAUCGACCGGCAGGCCUGGCUCGGCGAAGAGGUGCUGGCCGAGCCCCGACCGGACAUGUUCCGGGCACAGCAGCUUCAGAUCUUCAACUUGAUGAAGUUCGACAGCUAUGCGCGCUUUGUCAAGUCCCCGCUGUACCGCCAGUGCCUCCUGGCGGAGGCGGAGGGACGCCCCCUGCCGGAACCUGGCUCCUCGCACCUCGGCAGCCCAGACGCGACGAGGAAGAAGCCGAAGCUGAAGGCCGGGAAUUCGCUGCCGCUGGGCGUGGAGGAGUUGGGACAGCUACCGCCGGCUGAGGGCCCUGGGGGCCGCCAGCUCCGCAAGUCCUUCCGCAGGGAACUGGCGGGCACCGCGGCAAAUUCGGCCUUGCGGCGAGGGUCCCAGGGCUCCCUCAACUCCUCCGCCAGUCUGGACCUCGGCUUCCUUGCCUUCGUCAGCAGCAAAUCUGAGAGCCACCGGAAGAGCCUUGGGAGCUCAGAAGGUGAGAGCGAAAGCCGGCCAGGGAAGUACUGCUGCGUGUACCUGCCCGAUGGCACAGCUUCCUUGGCCCUGGCCCGACCUGGCCUCACCAUCCGUGCCAUGCUGGCAGGCAUCUGUGAGAAACGUGGCCUCUCUCUACCUGACAUCAAGGUCUAUCUGGUGGGCAACGAGCAGAAGGCCCUGGUCCUGGAUCAGGACUGCACAGUGCUGGCGGACCAGGAAGUGCGGCUGGAGAACAGGAUCACCUUCGAGCUCGAGUUGGCUGCGCUGCAGCGCGUGGUGCGGAUCUCCGCCAAGCCCACCAAACGGCUACAGGAGGCGCUACAGCCCAUCCUGUCGAAGCAUGGCCUGAGUCCGCAACAGGUGGAGCUGUGCCGGCCAGGUGAGAAGCAGCUGCUGGAUCUAGGGAAGCUAGUGAGCUCCGUGGCGGCCCAGAGACUGGUUUUGCACACGAUCCCAGGUGCGAAGAUUUCCGAAGCCAGUGUCACAUCCCCGUGCCCUAACCAGGGAGGGCCACCUAGAACCCAGGACAAGGCCACCCAUCCGUCUCCACUGCCCCUCAACUCGCUGGCCAAGGCGCCCAGUAGUGUCACUGAGAAGCGACAGACCUGUGACAUUGAAGGCCUGGUGGAGCUGCUGAACCGGGUGCAAAGCAGCGGGGCUCAUGACCAAAGGGGACUUCUCCGCAAAGAGGACCUGGUGCUUCCAGAAUUUCUGCAGCUGCCUGCCCAAGGGUCCACCUCCCAGGAGGCCCCACAACAGACUGAAUCAUCGGCCCAGCCCAAAGGGGGCACCUCAGAGUCUACUGCCCACUCGGUCCUCUGACAGCUGUCCAACCGUCCAGGCUGGCUGCAUGGCACCUGGCGGGCCAAGCAUGCCGUAGGCCCGCUCUGCAUGCCCUGUCUGUGCCAUGAGUGUCCCUGGCAUCUUCCUGCCACGGGCAGGCCCGUAGGAAGAGUCAGGAUGGGGUGGAGCAGGGCUCAGAGUAGCCACACCCCACAGCUGCCACCACUUGGUCCCUUACAGGCUUGCCCACCCACCCUUUACAGCCAGGCCAGUAGGUGGAGAUGGGCACCCCCACACUCCUCCCUGUGUAGGCAUGUCCAACACGGGGGCGGCGUUGGCAGUGCCAGCCUCCCUACCCUGUGCCAGGCCUCAUCAGGGAGCAGGAAGAGGAGCCAGCCCCUCCUCAGGGAGCUGGUAUGAGUAAAGCCUGGGGGUGCAGGUGGGCAGCCCCUCCGUCCACAGAUUUUGCAGUCGGUUUGGGACAGCUGGGUUUGUCCUCGAUGUAUGAUAUUGUUAUUAUAAUAAUUAUUGUUAUUCUGCCA
Messenger RNA from Rhinolophus ferrumequinum (greater horseshoe bat), 2394 nucleotides. RefSeq names its product regulator of G protein signaling 14 (gene RGS14). The transcript is spliced from 15 exons. The record is from RefSeq and is a predicted model, not a curated record. Bases 185 to 1891 code for a protein of 568 amino acids. Gene Ontology annotation, molecular function: G-protein alpha-subunit binding; microtubule binding; GTPase activator activity. Gene Ontology annotation, biological process: signal transduction; regulation of G protein-coupled receptor signaling pathway. NCBI's taxonomy places the organism in Eukaryota, Metazoa, Chordata, Mammalia, Chiroptera, Rhinolophidae.